AUAUCAACAAAAAACAACGUCAUAUCCAAUGAUUUACUUUGCAUAUUCCUCCCCUCUAUCUACCAUAAAACCUCUCUUUUCUAACUCUAGCUUCUCAUCUUCAUCAUCUUCAACUCUCUCUCCCUCUCUCUGCUGCUCAAGCAAGUUCAUCAAUGGCAACAAACAAUGAAGUUGUUUGGGAAGUGCCCAGUUAUCUACGUGUAUACAAAGAUGGGCAUGUAGAGAGGCUAGCACACCCAGGGCCUGAUUUCGUACCUGCAACUUAUGAUCCUAUAAAUGAAGUUUCUUCUAAAGAUAUAAUCAUUGAACCGAACACUGGUGUUUCAGCUCGUCUUUAUCUACCAAAACGAGUAGAAAACAAGCCGGAAAAGAGAUUCCCAGUUCUUGUUUAUUAUCAUGGUGGUGGGUUCUUUGUAGGAAGUGCUUUCUCUUCAUGGAAUCAAAACAAUCUCAACUUACUCUCAUCCAAAGCCAACAUAAUCAUAGUGUCAGUGGAGUAUAGGUUAGCACCAGAGCAUCCUCUUCCAACUGGAUAUGAAGAUUCAUGGCAGGCACUUCAAUGGGUGAUCUCAGAGACUAAUAAUGAUGAGGCGUGGUUACAAAACCAUGCAGACUUUGGACGUGUUUUUGUGAGUGGAGAUAGUGCAGGAGGGAACAUAGCUCAUCACAUGGUGAUGAGGAUUGGGUCCAGUGAAGGGAUGAAGGUGAUCAAAGGGAUGGUUUUGGUGCACCCUUAUUUUUGGGGAGUUGAGAGGUUGGAGUGUGAGAUUGAAAAGGCUGGAAAUGAAUCCUCAAAAGUAUUAACUGUAGAUUCACUGGAUAAGAUAUGGCCAUCUGUGUGUCCUGGGACAAGUGGGAAUGAUGAUGAUAGGAUUAACCCUUUUGUGGAUGGUGCCCCUUCACUUGCAGGGUUGGGUUGUGAGAAGGUUAUGGUUUGUGUGGCUGCUAAAGACUUGUUGAGUGGAAGGGGUAAGAUUUAUUAUGAGAAGCUGAAGAGUAGCGGAUGGAAAGGAAUAAUGGUUGAGCUUUUAGAAUCUCAUGGAGAAGACCAUUGUUUUCAUCUCUUUAAUCCUGGUUGUGAUAAAGCUUUGGAGAUGAUGAAGUGUUUGGUUGGUUUCUUUAACUAAUGCUGCAAUUACAUGCAUAAAUAUCUUGGGUGAAAGUUUUAUGUGUAAUACUAUCAUAGUUAAUUUAUCAUAAUGAAUUUGUCUUUAA
Messenger RNA from Dioscorea cayenensis subsp. rotundata (Guinea yam), 1215 nucleotides. RefSeq names its product probable carboxylesterase 2. The record is from RefSeq and is a predicted model, not a curated record. Gene Ontology annotation, molecular function: hydrolase activity. NCBI's taxonomy places the organism in Eukaryota, Viridiplantae, Streptophyta, Magnoliopsida, Dioscoreales, Dioscoreaceae. Bases 153 to 1127 code for a protein of 324 amino acids. The transcript has a single exon.